AUGCCAUCCCCUGUUGUUGCCCCUGCUUCCGUGCGGCGUGCCUCGCAUGGGGGGGCCUGGCGCCGUCGUGGCUUGCGGAUACAUGUGGUCGUGCUAACUCAUCCCUUGAACGUACCGCGGUACGUAUCCCUACCCUCUACCGGUCUCGAUGCCCGUGCUCCCAAGUGA
Colletotrichum tamarilloi is the source of this 168-nucleotide messenger RNA. RefSeq lists its product as uncharacterized. The record is from RefSeq and is a predicted model, not a curated record. NCBI's taxonomy places the organism in Eukaryota, Fungi, Ascomycota, Sordariomycetes, Glomerellales, Glomerellaceae. Bases 1 to 168 code for a protein of 55 amino acids. The transcript has a single exon.